This is a messenger RNA of Clupea harengus (Atlantic herring), 6661 nucleotides long. It is a transcript of the gene med12, whose product is annotated as mediator complex subunit 12. Lineage: Eukaryota; Metazoa; Chordata; Actinopteri; Clupeiformes; Clupeidae. Gene Ontology annotation, cellular component: mediator complex. Gene Ontology annotation, biological process: positive regulation of transcription by RNA polymerase II. The record is from RefSeq and is a predicted model, not a curated record. Gene Ontology annotation, molecular function: beta-catenin binding; transcription factor binding; transcription coactivator activity.
UUUUACGCCUGCCUGUUUCCGGCUUGCGAAUCUCAAGCGGAAAGGGGAGAGGCUUGGUUGUGAUGCCGCUGGGAUGAUGGCUGCGUUUGGGAUCCUUAGUUACGAACAACGACCCUUGAAGCGGCCAAGGCUCGGGCCUCCAGACGUUUAUCCUCAAGACCCAAAACAAAAAGAGGAUGAAUUGACUGCAUUGAACGUGAAGCAGGGAUUCAAUAACCAACCAGCAGUAUCAGGCGAUGAACAUGGCAGUGCAAAGAAUGUCAAUUUCAACCCCUCUAAGAUUAGUUCAAAUUUCAGCAGCAUCAUUGCAGAGAAGCUGCGAUGCAACACAUUCGCCGACACAGGCAAGCGGAAGCCACAGGUUAAUCAGAAGGACAAUUUUUGGCUCGUCACAGCAAGGUCUCAGAGCUCCAUUAACAACUGGUUCACAGACCUGGCAGGGACCAAACCUCUCACACAGCUGGCAAAGAAGGUUCCCAUCUUUAGUAAAAAAGAGGAAGUGUUUGGGUAUUUGGCCAAGUACACAGUGCCAGUGAUGCGCGCCGCAUGGAUGAUCAAAAUGACGUGUGCGUACCAUGCAGCCAUCACGGAGACCAAAGUCAAGAAACGCCACGUGAUCGACCCUUGCAUCGAGUGGACUCAGAUAAUUACUAAGUACCUGUGGGAACAGCUGCAGAAGGUCGCAGAGUUUUACCGUCAAUCCCCCAACCAGCCGUGCGGCUCCCCUCCCCCGCCCCCCCCUGCUGAGGUGGAGACUGCCAUGAAGCAGUGGGAGUACAACGAGAAGCUGGCCAUGUUCAUGUUCCAGGAUGGCAUGCUAGACAGACAUGAGUUUCUGACAUGGGUGCUGGAGUGUUUUGAGAAGAUCAGACCUGGCGAAGAUGAGCUACUCAAACUGCUGCUGCCGCUCCUGCUUCAGUACUCGGGAGAGUUCGUGCAGUCGGCCUACUUGUCCAGGCGGCUGGCGUACUUCUGCACGCGCCGACUCAACCUGCUUCUGAGUGACGGGAGCCUCGGGCCCAGCGCCGGAGGGCAUCCUGCCCACGGGAUCUCCGGCCAAUCAGGGAACGCUCUGCCCCCCACCCCCACCUCCCAGCCGGCUGGGGGCACCCAGCCCCAGACUCCAUUCACAGACUUCUACAUCUGCCCCCAGCACAGGCCUGUGGUGUUUGGCCUGAGCUGUAUGCUACAGAGCAUCGUGCUGUGCUGCCCCAGUGCCCUGGUGUGGCACUACUCUCUGACAGACAGCCGGAACAAGACGGGCUCCCCUCUGGACCUCCUGCACAUCGCCCCGUCAAACCUCCCCAUGCCUGGGGGAAACACAACCUUCACCCAACAGGUGCGAGUUAAAUUACGAGAGAUUGAGGAUCAAAUUAAAGAGCGAGGCCAGGCGGUAGAGUUUCGAUGGUCAUUUGACAAGUGCCAAGAAACGACAGCAGGUUUUACGAUUGGCCGAGUAUUGCACACUCUAGAGGUCCUAGACAACCACAGCUUUGAGAAGUCGGACUUCAGUAACUCGCUGGACUCUCUCUACAACCGGAUCUUUGGCUCAGGACAGAGCAAAGACGGUCACGAGAUUACUCCAGACGAUGAUGCAGUGGUCACUCUGCUGUGUGAGUGGGCUGUGGUCAGCAAGCGGUCUGGCCGACACAGGGCCAUGGUGGUGGCCAAGCUGCUGGAGAAGCGACAGACGGAGAUCGAGGCCGAGCGCUGUGGGGAGUCGGAGGUGGUAGAUGAGAAGGGCUCCGUGUCCUCGGGGUCUCUCUCGGCCGCCACCAUGCCUGUCUUCCAAGACGUCCUCCUCCAGUUCCUGGACACGCAGGCCCCAAUCCUCACUGAUCCGGCCAACGACAGCGAGCGGGUGGAGUUCUCCAAUCUGGUGCUGCUCUUCUGCGAGCUCAUCCGCCACGAUGUGUUCUCCCACAACAUCUACAUGUGCACCCUCAUCUCCCGCGGCGAUCUGGCCAGCGACUCGCACUUACCCCGCCCCCGCUCCCCCAGCGAUGAGCCGUCGGACGACUCGGAGCGCAAAGAGCAGGACGCCGGCAGUAGCGUCAAAAUGGAGGACACUGGCUUGUCGGAGUCGAUGGAGAUCGAUCACAACUCCAGCGCCAACUUUGACGAGAUGUUCUCGCCUCCAAUGCACGAGUCCAAGGGGAGCCCCUCCCCAGAGAAGCCUUCAGAGGGCCACGGGGCCCCAGAGCAGGAGAGCAAGAGCACAGGCAAGGACAAGGGCCUGGACCCCGCCUUCCCCCAGGUGUACGACCAGCCCCGCCACAUCCAGUACGCCACACACUUCCCCAUUCCACAGGAGGAGAGCGCCAGCCACGAGUGCAACCAGCGGCUGGUGGUUCUGUACGGCGUGGGGAAGCAGCGUGACGAGGCGCGGCACGCCAUCAAGAAAAUCACCAAAGACAUCCUGAAAGUGCUCAACCGAAGUACCGCCGAGACGGGAGGAGAGGAAGGGCAGAAGAGGAAGAGGAGUAAACCCGAGGCCUUCCCCACUGCCGAGGACAUUUUCUCCAAAUUCCAGCACCUUUCACACUUUGACCAGCACCAGGUCACCUCUCAGGUGUCCAGGAACGUUCUGGAACAGAUCACCAGCUUUGCCUUAGGGAUGUCCUAUCAUCUACCCCUCGUCCAGCACAUCCAGUUCAUCUUUGACCUCAUGGAGUACUCCCUCAACAUUAGUGGCCUCAUUGACUUUGCCAUCCAGCUGCUGAACGAGCUGAGUCUGGUGGAGGCCGAGCUGCUGCUGAAGUCCUCCAGCCUGGUGGGCAGCUACACCACGGGCCUGUGCCUGGGCAUCGUGGCCGUGCUGCGCCGCUACCACUCCUGCCUCAUCCUCAACCCCGACCAGACCGCGCAGGUCUUCGACGGGUUGCGUAUCGUGGUGAAGUCUGGCGUGAACCCGGCGGACUGCUCCUCCGCGGAGCGCUGCAUCCUGGCCUACCUGUAUGACCUCUACACCUCCUGCAGUCAUCUCAAGAGCAAGUUUGGGGAGAUCUUCAGCGAGUUCUGCUCCAAGGUGAAGAACUCCAUCUACUACAACAUCGACCCGUCCGACUCCAACAUGCUGUGGGACCAGGCCUUCAUGAUCGAAGCCAUCGCCAACCCGUCGGCCCACAACCUCAACCACUCCAUGGUGGGCCAGCUGCUCAACGACAGCGCCGCCAACCGCUACAGCUUCGUGUGCAACGUGCUGAUGGACGUCUGUGUGGACCACCGCGACCCCGAGAGGGUGAAUGACAUUGGCAUCCUGUGCGCCGAGCUGACGGCCUACUGCCGCUCCCUGAGUGCCGAGUGGCUGGGCGUCCUCAAAGCCCUCUGCUGCUCCUCCAACAACGGAAACUGUGGCUUCAACGACCUGCUGUGCAACGUCGAUGUGAGUGACCUGUCCUUCCACGACUCCCUGGCGACCUUCGUGGCCAUUCUGAUCGCCCGCCAGUGUCUCCUCUUAGAAGAUCUUGUGCGCUGUGUGGCCAUCCCCUCGCUGUUAAACGCAGCUUGCAGUGAACAGGACUCAGAACCUGGUGCUCGGCUCACCUGCAGGAUUCUGCUGCAUCUGUUCAGAACGCCUCAACGCAACCCCUGCCCACAGGAUGGCAAGUCAGACAAGUCCUCUGUUGGGAUCCGGUCGUCGUGUGAUCGCCACCUCCUCGCUGCGUCUCAGAACAGCAUCGUGGUUGGAGCUGUCUUUGCUGUGCUGAAGGCUGUCUUCAUGCUGGGUGACGCUGAACUGAAAGGCUCCGGCUUCUCACACCCCACUGGGCUAGACGACAUCGGAGAUGACGACAUCGGCUCCAAGAAAUCUGGCGGUCGAAACGUCUCCAUAGAAACUGCCAGCUUGGAUGUGUACGCCAAGUACGUGCUGAAGAGCAUUUGUCAACAGGAGUGGGUUGGCGAGCGCUGUCUGAAGUCUCUGUCUGAGGACAGCAGUGCCCUGCAGGACCCGGUGCUGGUCAACAUCCAGGCCCAGAGGCUCCUGCAGCUCAUCUGCUACCCGCACCGGCAGCUGGACAGCGAGGAGGGGGACAACCCCCAGCGCCAGCGCAUCAAGCGCAUCCUCCAGAACAUGGAUCAGUGGACCAUGAGGCAGUCUUGCCUGGAGCUGCAGCUCAUGAUCAAGCAAAGCACAAACAAUGAACUCUACUCCCUGCUAGAGAACAUCGCCAAGGCAACCAUCGAGGUGUUCCAGAAGUCGGCGGAGAUGAACUCCAGUAACCUCUCAGGGAAUGGCUCCGCCAUCUCAGGCAGCUCUGUUUCCAACAGCAACAACACCAGCAAGCUCAAACCUGUCCUCAGUUCAUCCGAGCGCUCGGGCGUGUGGCUGGUGGCCCCCCUGAUAGCCAAGCUGCCCACCUCGGUGCAGGGCCACGUACUGAAGGCGGCCGGCGAGGAGCUGGAGAAGGGCCAGCACCUAGGAUCCUCUUCGCGCAAGGAGAGGGACCGGCAGAAGCAGAAGAGCAUGUCUCUCCUGAGCCAGCAGCCCUUCCUGUCUCUGGUGCUGACGUGUCUGAAGGGUCAGGAUGAGCAGAGGGAGGGCCUUCUCACCUCCCUCUACAGUCAGGUGCAGCAGAUCGUCCACAACUGGCGUGAAGACCAGUAUCAGGACGACUGCAAGGCCAAGCAGAUGAUGCAUGAGGCGCUUAAGCUCCGGCUCAACCUGGUGGGUGGGAUGUUCGACACGGUCCAGCGCAGCACACAGCAGACCACAGAGUGGGCGGUGCUUCUGCUUGACAUCAUCAGCAGUGGAACAGUUGACAUGCAGUCCAACAAUGAGUUGUUCACCACCGUGCUGGACAUGCUGAGCGUGCUGAUCAACGGCACCCUGGCGGCGGACAUGUCCAGCAUCUCUCAGGGCAGCAUGGAGGAGAACAAGAGGGCCUACAUGAACCUGGUCAAGAAGCUCAGGAAAGAGCUGGGUGACCGUCAGUCGGAGAGUCUGGAGAAAGUGCGUCAGCUGCUGCCCCUGCCCAAGCAGACCCGUGAUGUCAUCACCUGUGAGCCCCAGGGCUCGCUCAUCGACACCAAAGGCAACAAGAUCGCCGGCUUCGAGAAAGAGGGUCUCCAGGUGUCCACCAAGCAGAAGAUCUCCCCGUGGGACGUGUUCGAGGGCCUCAAGCACUCGGCGCCGCUUUCCUGGGGCUGGUUCGGCACGGUGCGCGUCGACCGCAAGGUCACCAAGUUCGAGGAGCAGCAGCGGCUGCUGCUCUACCACACGCACGUGAAGCCCAAGCCGCGCAGCUACUACCUGGAGCCCCUCAACCUGCCGCCCGAGGAGGAGGAGCCGCCCACGCCCGUGCCCCAGGAGCCCGAGAAGAAGAUGGCCGAAGCGGUCAAGGCCGAGAAGAACGUCUCCACCGUGCCGGCCGAGCCCAACAAGAAGAAGUCCAAGAAGAAGAAGCAGCCGCCCGCCGCUAAAGUGGAGGACUAUGGUGCCCGCAACCCAGCGGUGGUACCCUAUCCAGGAGGAAUGUCUCAGGACGUGAUGAUGAGCCAGCAGCCUCUCUACAAUCGCAUGGGUUACAACCAAGCCCCGAUGAACAUGUAUGCUCAGAACCAACCCCUGCCACCAGGAGGCCCCGGGUUGGACAGCCCUUACAGGCCGCGCAACAUGCAACCGAAACAAGCUAUGCCUACUCGGCCCACCUACCCUGGCAUGGUGCAGAUGCCGGGCAGCAUGCCGGGAAUGAUGCCGGGGAUGCAGAAGGAUCAGUUUCCGAUGGGCUACAAGCCACAGGCGCCCAUGGCUCACAACCAGAUGCUGCGGCAGCAACUCCAGGUCAGAUUGAGCCAAAUGCAGAUGAGACAGAUGACCUCCAAUCCACAGUAUUCAUCAAUGCAGCAAUCACAGGGCAUCUCCCAGGGCUACCCCAACUAUGGGGCUCUGAUGGGGGGCAUGCAGUCGCACCCCUCGCAGCCAGGGGGCAUAGUCCCUCCCUCAUACAACCAGAAUUUUCAGGGCAACCACCCUGGCACCAACCCGGGGGGGAUGGACACCCUGAGACAGAUGCCCCAGAGACCCAGCGGCUACGUUCACCAGCAGGCCCCCGGAGGCUACCCACACCCCAUGCAGAACCCCCAGAGGUUCCAGCAUCAGGCCAUGCAGCAGUCGCAGCUCAUGCACGGCGGCCACUUGGGCGGCGGUCAGGGCGUGCACCCCACCAUGCGGCCCAACCAGAUGCUGGAGCAGCAGCAGCAGCAGCAGCAGCAGCAGCAGCAACAACAACAACAGCAACAACAGCAACAACAGGCGCAGCAGCAGCAGUUCCUGCGACAGCAGCAGGCUCUCCGGGUCCAGCAGCAGCAGCAGGUCCAGCAGCAGCAGGUCCAGCAGCAACAACAACAACAGCAACAACAGCAGCAACAACAGCAGCAACAACAGCAGCAGCAGCAGCAACAGCAGCAGGUCCAGCAGCAGCAGCAGGUGCAGCCACAGCAGGUACAGCCGCAGCAGGUCUCUGCAGCGCAGGCACCUGCACAGGUGCAGCAGAACCAGGCCCUGGGCAUGCAGGCGCUGCCGCCGCAACAACCCAUGUUUCCACGGCAGGGUAUGCAGCAGACCCAGCAACAGCAACAGACAGCAGCCCUGGUCAGACAGCUCCAGCAGCAGCUGUCAAAUACACAACCUGGACAGAACACAGCUCCCUAUUACUGA